UAUUAGCGAACAGGUGUAGUUAACAAUUGCCAACAUACUGUGAACGUGUAACCAACACCCAGGAUGAUUAUUUAUCCGUUUAUACUUACACGAAUUAAAACUAAUAAGCAACUAUAAAUUCAAUUAGUUCUGGGUUUGAGUUGUACUUAAAUUCCGAUGUAUGAUGAGGAAUUAAUUAUCAGCCUCGAAACAAAAGAUCAAUAAACUUCAACAAUUCCUAACAAUAUCAAAAUAUUUUGACAUUGAAUGAAUGUAUUUGUUUGAAUCGUCCAACAGUACAACGAAUUGGUUUUGGUGGGAAUGAAUAGACCAAAAAUUUCUCAACAACCCAAAAGAGACACUCUGAAACCGCCAGUAGCAUGUCCGUGGGUAGCUAACCAGCCUUAUCCAUCUCCACUUACUAAUAAAAACAGAAACAGUAGCCAAAGACGUAAUUCAAAUAUGCAAACAAAUAACUGCCUCAAUAAUCACUGGGAGGGCUCAUCCCCCCAGAACGGCUGCACUCAGCAAAACGAGAAUUCAUCCUUCUGUUCGAUGCAACAAUCAUCGAAUCAGUUCUUCCUGUUUCUUCGGCUGAUGCAGCUUUUUCCGCAUACCCAUCCUGCCACCCUCCACAGUGUCAUGUACAUUUGCAAAAACGAUUUCUUUUGUGCCAUCGAUAAACUCCUGUACGCGAAAAGAUGCAAGAUUUUAUAUAAUAAUCGACGAAACCAGAUUCAGCAGAGAGUGAAUGAAAAAUUCACGGUUAUCAAUCAUAUCCAGAGUCCAGAAGUUAACCAUAUCAAAAGAUCGUUCACGAAAAGUCGAACAGAUGAAGAAAAUGAAUGUGAUAGAGAGGCCAAAGUGAUGAAAAUGAACGUGGAAGAGGUUCGAGUAGAAGAAUUAGGCGAGAAUGUAAACGAGGUUGCCAGAUCUGAUGGAGUGAAGAUUUGUGAGAAACUUCCAGAUCCGGAAGCACAAGUGGAACCUAUCGGAGCAAUUAAGUUUAUAACAAUAAAAACCAACAACAUACAAGAUAAACUGAAUGUUGCGGAAUUGGAUAAAAUGGAUUUGAAGUUCUGUCAGGAAAUUUCGUAAUGUGAAAAAAAUUGCAUCUGAAAUGUUUCAUUCGAUAAUUUUAAUGGUGUGUAUAUUCAAAGAAAAUAAAAUAUAGAUUCGUUUA
Messenger RNA from Coccinella septempunctata (seven-spotted ladybird), 1162 nucleotides. RefSeq lists its product as uncharacterized. NCBI's taxonomy places the organism in Eukaryota, Metazoa, Arthropoda, Insecta, Coleoptera, Coccinellidae. The coding region runs from base 301 to 1077 and encodes 258 amino acids. The transcript is spliced from 4 exons. The record is from RefSeq and is a predicted model, not a curated record.